Ustilago hordei is the source of this 2028-nucleotide messenger RNA. RefSeq names its product putative Histone deacetylase. The coding region runs from base 1 to 2028 and encodes 675 amino acids. NCBI's taxonomy places the organism in Eukaryota, Fungi, Basidiomycota, Ustilaginomycetes, Ustilaginales, Ustilaginaceae. The transcript has a single exon. Gene Ontology annotation, molecular function: histone deacetylase activity. The record is from RefSeq and is a predicted model, not a curated record.
AUGACAUCCACCUAUCUCCCACCCAACUCCAACUCCAUCGUCUCGACCUACAACGGCCACUCCUCCACCACCGCCAAUGCCGACGAACCCCUCUUCGCCUCCCUCUCCAACUCCUCCAACCCCAACCCAUCUCGCGUAUGCUAUUUCUUCGACUCGGACAUCGGCAACUAUCACUACGGACCCGGCCAUCCCAUGAAACCUACCCGUAUCCGUAUGUGUCAUUCCCUAGUUAUGAACUAUGGUCUCUACAAACGCAUGGAGAUCUUCCGUGCCAAACCCGCUACCAAACGCGAAAUGUCCCAAUUUCACACCGAUGAAUACGUCGAGUUCCUAAACCGUGUAACUCCUGAUAAUGUCGAUUCGUUCGUGCGGGAACAGGCAAAGUUCAACGUCGGCGAUGACUGCCCCGUUUUUGAUGGCUUGUUCGAGUAUUGUAGUAUAUCAGCAGGGGGAAGUAUGGAGGGAGCAGCUAGGUUGAGUAGAGAUAAAUGCGAUAUAGCUAUUAAUUGGGCUGGGGGUUUACAUCAUGCCAAGAAGGGAGAGGCUAGUGGGUUUUGUUAUAUCAAUGAUAUUGUGUUGGGCAUUUUGGAGCUGUUGAGGUACCAUCCGAGAGUGUUGUAUAUCGAUAUUGAUGUUCAUCAUGGAGAUGGAGUCGAAGAGGCCUUUUACACUACGGAUAGGGUUAUGACUUGUUCUUUUCACAAAUAUGGAGAGUUCUUCCCAGGGACAGGCGAACUCCGCGACAUCGGGAUAGGCAAGGGCAAGAUGUAUUCUUGCAACUUUCCCCUGCGAGAUGGGAUCACAGACGAAUCCUACAAAACCGUAUUCGAACCGGUGAUCAGCCAGAUUAUGCAACAUUAUCGACCUUCAGCAGUAGUCUUACAGUGCGGAUCCGAUUCUUUAGCUGGCGACAAACUCGGAUGCUUUAAUCUUUCCAUGCGCGGUCAUGCUAAUUGCGUUGAGUUUGUAAAAUCUUUUGGUCUACCCCUACUGCUACUGGGUGGUGGAGGAUAUACAAUGCGUAACGUCUCUCGAGCAUGGGCUUUCGAAACCGGCCUUGCCGCUGGACAGGAGUUGAACCCUCAAAUCCCCGUGAACGAAUACUACGAGUAUUUCGGCCCAGAUUACAGGCUCGAUGUUCGACCCAAUAAUAUGGAGGAUCUCAAUACUCGCGAUUACCUCGAGAAGAUCAAGAUCCAAGUCUUCGAAAAUCUACGACAAACAGCACACGCACCUUCAGUUCAAGGGCACGUAGAGCCAAGGAGUAUCGCAGAGCAGCUCCACCUGGAAAACCUAGAGCGUGGGGAAGGGGAGGCGGAUGAGGAGAUGGGCGAUUUAGCAGAUAAAGGAGGAUUACAGGGUUUGGAGGAUAAACAUCCGGAUGAGAGGGUUGUGGGGUUGCAGGCGUUUAGGGAUUAUAGUAGGAGAGGUGAUGAUGAGUUGGAUUCUGAAGGGAGGGCGAAUCCGACUAGAGUUGCAGAUGGGGACGGGGGGAAUGGGAUGAAUGGGGUGAAUGGGGUGAAUUGGGGGAAUGGGGUGAAUGGGGUGAAUGGGGUGAAUGGGGGUGGAGGGGGAAAGAUGGGGAUUAUGGAAACGAAGAAUCCAACAACGGAGGAAGAGGAGAAUAGGAUCGAUGAACGGAUCGAACAGGAAAGCAUUGCUAAGUCGCAGGCUAAACGGGUUGAGGCUGAGGAGGAGAAGCCGGCCGAGCCUGUGACGGCAGCGGAAGGUGAAGGUGGAGCUAAAGACGCAGCAUCUAGCACGACGAGUGCGGAUGCAGCGGCUGCGCCUUCAGCAACAAAUGCGACCGAAGCCGGAGCACAAGCUUUUACUGCCCAUGUUGCCAACGCUCCAUCGACAGAAGCAGCACCUGCUACAACGGCAACAGAAGCUUCUUCCAACACUGACGCUCCUGCUGAUCCCGCUGCAACAUCUUCAGCUGAAACCACCGCUGCAUCUGGUGAUGCAGCUUCGGUUGAAGCAGCAAAAUCCACAGGUGAGGAAGAGUCCAAGAUGGAUCUUGACUAG